AUGUACACUUUACUUCUUUUCCUGUUUUCCUUACAAAGAAUUUGGGCGGCUCUUGAUACAGCGGCUGUGAUUUCUAUUCAAAAUGAGCUCAACAAGCACGGCCAAGAACUCGAAAUGCUGCUUGAACAUGUGAAAAAUUUGAAUGUUCGUGUGACUGACUUGGGAAGACCCGGCUCACCGGGAAUCAAUGGAUCACCGGGUUUUCCUGGAUCAAAGGGAGCAAAGGGCGAUUCCGGAGAAGAUGGUAUGCCGGGAAAGCCGGGUAUGCAAGGGAUUCCCGGAAUAAAGGGAGAUUUGGGUCCAGUCGGACCUUUGGGGCUGAAAGGCGAUAAGGGAACUCAGGGAUUUCCAGGCCAAAAGGGUGAUCGCGGAGAAUCGGGAGUGCCUGGAUUGAAAGGAGAUCCCGGGCUUCCUGGAAAAGUUGGCGAGCCUGGGUUACCGGGAGGAAAAGGAGUUAAAGGAGAAAAGGGAGCUGAAGGAUUGCCUGGAGUCAAUGGACAACCUGGACCACCUGGAUGGCCUGGAGUAAAAGGAGAAGAUGGGAUGUCGGGAAGACCGGGAUCACCUGGAUUUCCGGGAAAGAAAGGAGAUCCCGGUUUGUCUGGAACUCCGGGACAGUCAGGUCCACUCGGUGAACGAGGAAUGCCCGGCGUUCCUGGUCCUCAAGGAAUGAUUGGACCGAUUGGACCACCUGGACAAAUUGGUUUGCCUGGUUUGAAAGGAGAUAUGGGACCUCCUGGAUAUCCGGGAGCAAAGGGAGAUUCAGGAAAGGAUGGACUCCCCGGAUUGCCAGGUUGGUUGGUGAGCGACAAAGGAUACUGUAUACUUGCACUUGGCAAUUGUCCUCCUUCCUUUACGCAAAUCGGAGCCUAUCAGUCUCAUGUCGAGAACUAUCGCUUCGGUGACUACUCUCUAGUCAAAACUGCGUCGAUUGGAGGAAAUGAGGAGCAAUUUGCGUUGAAAGUUCAUGCAUGUUGCCGA
Messenger RNA from Mesorhabditis belari, 981 nucleotides. NCBI's taxonomy places the organism in Eukaryota, Metazoa, Nematoda, Chromadorea, Rhabditida, Rhabditidae. The record is from the annotation of a GenBank genome assembly.